GACUCCUCCUGCGCUGCGGCCGGGGCGAGCCUUGUCUCUCCUGUUGCUUUGCCUUGCAGACAUGGCAGGCCCGAUCGCCCAGAUGGCCCGGCACAACCAGGCUCGCGAGCCUGUGCCGUACGUGUCCCUCUCGCAGCACGGGAAGGCAGGAAUGGGGCCCCAGGACUUUGUAGGAACUGAAGAUCUUUUGUUGCCUGAAGAUCUUCUGUGCCUGAGGAAGAUUCUUGCAGUUUGAGGCUGGGUGAGAAGAGCCACUUCCUGGCAUUAGGGCUGAGGGGACUUUGGAGCUGGACUCUUAGGGACACAUUUCCCAGGUUCAGGCAGGUCAUUAGUAUUUGUUGCUUUUCCUGAGCUAUCAGUGCUAUAAGACCUCAUUCUCUCAGAGGCAAGUGAAUUAUUGUGUCACCUACAGUGCCAUGCUCUGUCGGUACUCAGUCAAAUUCCCCAGCUCACAUUGCAGGGACCUGUUGCUACUGGAUCUGUGUGAAGCAUCUUCAAUAUUUCUCUUGGCCAACUCUUAUCUGGAGUGGUGGUGCUUAAUAUAAGGAUCAGGCUGUGGCAUACCCUACUGUUGUGACUUGCUGAGUUGAUAGGUUUAUUUGCAGAUGGUGUGGCAGAUGAGAGUUGCAAAUAGUGUAGAGGAACAGGUAGUUUUCUUGCUUGGAAAAGAGUCUUGCCCUGCUCUGCUUUGCUUGGUGGGACAAUAGCUGGCAUGGCCUCAGCUAGAAGGCUGGCCUGCAGUGUUCUGGGGCUCUCUUACUGGCAUCCCACUGAUGCACAACAGUAGGCCAGAUGCCUUCCUUCUGCCUUUGGUUUGGCUCUCAGAGACCUGAUGUGGGUGGAGGCACAGGGAGGACAACAAUUCACUGUUGAGUCUGAUCACAGCUUCCUGGCUCGGUCACUGCCAGCACAGCUGUGGAAGCAAGAAGUUUGGGAAGAUACCCUAAGCUCUGUGGAACAAGGUUGUCUCAUGACCACUUUAAUCUGGUUGAAGAACAAGAGAACAGCAGGAAGAUAGGUGCUGGUUACAACUUCCCAGCAUCUCUUUAUGUGUUACCUGUGAUCACAGACAUGCCAUGAGCUGAACUAUGAGCAUAUCCAGAUGCAAUUUUCCCCACUCCCCUUGCCCUGCUUCUGUGUUGACUUUCUUCAGAAGACUGUACAUUCUGUCUUGGAAAUAGAGAUUCUGACCCAUCUCACAAAGUUGUCAUCUCUGCAUCAGCUGGGUUCAUGUCUCUUCUUCCUCCUAUCGCUUCUUGGUAUGGGAGAAGGAUCUGAGAGGAGUUUUGUUCCAGUCUUCACAGCUCUUCUGGAUGCUAGAGCUCUUCUGCCAUAUUUUCCCCUCUACUGGGCGAGAGUCUUUUUGCUCAUUAUCUUCUGUGCAUACAGUGUUCCAAGGAAAAGGCACUGUACCUGAGAAUAACAUCAGCCUUACUGGAGGCCUUUGGGUGCCUGGAAUCAGGAACAUCCUUUGCGAGGAAGCAGCCUAUGAGGAGCGGCGUUACCCAGCUGGGAAGUGGGCAUGUGUCACCAAGGGGGAGCCCAUGUAUGAGCAGAGCAUCUCCAUGAGCUUCAUGAAGCUCAUGCGCUACAUCUGCAAAGAGAACUCAGUAGGUUGCUAUCUGGGCAUGACAGUCCCGGUGCUCAACGAAAUCCACCUGACAAAAGACGAGACCGAGCUGGAGCGUGAGGUUGUAACUGCCUAUUAUCUCCCAGAAGAGUUCCAGCAAAAUCCUCCUGUUCCCCUGGACCCUGAAAUCCACAUCACUGAGAGGGCACCGCUCCGGGUUAUAACCAGGGUUUUCUAUGGGAUGACCACUGAAGAGACAAUUCUGCGGGAGAUCAAUCUCUUCUGGGAGCUCUUGGGCUCCACAGACACUGUGCUCCGGGAAACCUACAUUGUGGCUUCUUAUGAAAAUCCCAGUAUCCCUCAGCGCCGCAAUGAGAUCUGGUUCAUCUGCCGAGCAGAGUGAGUCCCCUCUGUGACCGCAAACCGUCCUGUGACUGGGCCUGGUGCAGAUGGCAGUUCUGACCCAAAGGAGAUGGAGCACGUCCUGACCCACUAUUCACCCACAAAAUGACAGACCAAGAGACUGCGGAGUGGGUUUGCAGUCUGCCCUGCAAGGGUCCUAUCAGGGGAAAUCCUGCCUGGUCUGCACUUCACCUGCCCCCACAGGGGCCAGCUGAGGCUGGAGCUGGCACUAGGGACAACCUCUGCAGCAAGCUCCUGGUGGGAAGCAUGUGGUGGGGGGUCAUUAAGGCAGUAACCAUGUGGGCUUGUGCAGUGUGCUAGCCUGACCUGUGCUCCUCUCAGCUCUGAGCUGGGCUUGCAGAGCCGUGCCACAUAUGCCAGUGGGGCUUGUGAUUGGCAGAAGCACAAGCUGAUGGUGUCUAGAAGGCAAAUGACUGUGUAUAAGGUGUGGGGCUCUGUGUGGCCUCUGGCCUGCUUCCUGUGAGAAUGGCUGCCUGUCCCGAACAGAGCCACUGAAAUGCUGCUACAGGGACAGUGGAGUUUGAAGCGGGAAAGGGCUUGAAUUCAGGUGGGAAUCCUGAAUGUUUCCUGCUGGGGUGGCUCUCUUUGGACUGUUAGGUGCCUCCCUGGCUGUCACUCAACAGUCGUCAGCCAGGACUGGGGCGCUGGCAGCCUUUGUCCAUCUAUUGUGGGUGCUGUUUUGCAGACCUGCUGCUGAGAGGGACAGGUGCUGACAGCAGCAGCCGUGGCACCACUGUGUGUUGUGCAUUGAUCAGUAAGUUUCACAUCCACAAAUACCGUCAUGCUUUCCUGGGGGAAGCUGGCAAUGCCAACACUAAAUAAACCCAGCUCAAACCA
Messenger RNA from Neopelma chrysocephalum (saffron-crested tyrant-manakin), 2830 nucleotides. Its product is annotated as heme-binding protein 1-like. The transcript is spliced from 5 exons. The record is from RefSeq and is a predicted model, not a curated record. Lineage: Eukaryota; Metazoa; Chordata; Aves; Passeriformes; Pipridae. The coding region runs from base 1314 to 1973 and encodes 219 amino acids.